Staurois parvus is the source of this 556-nucleotide messenger RNA. The record is from the annotation of a GenBank genome assembly. NCBI's taxonomy places the organism in Eukaryota, Metazoa, Chordata, Amphibia, Anura, Ranidae.
UAUACAUUAUAUUGCCUAAAGUAUUGGAGCACCCCUUCAAAUCAUUGGAUUCAAGUGUUCCAAUCACCUCCAUGGCCACAGGUGUACAAAAUCAAGCACCUAGGCAUCCAGACUGCUUCUACAAACAUUUGUGAAAGAAUGGGUUGUUCUCAAGAGCUCAGUGAAUUCAGUCAUGAUGCUGUGAUAGGUUGCCACCAGUCCAUCUGUGAAAUUUCUUUGCAACUAAACAUUCCACGUUCAACUGUUAGUGGUAUUAUAACAAAGUGGAAGCAACUGGAAACAACAGCAACUCAGCCAUGAAGUGGUAGGCCAUGUAAAAUGACAUAGUAGGGUCGGCGCAUGCUGAAGAAGAGCACAGGGCACAAAAGUCACCAACUGUCUGCAGAGUCAGUAGCUAAAGACCUCCAAAUUUCAUGUGGGAUUCAGAUUAGCACAACAAAAGUGCAUAGAGGAAUAGGUUUCCAUGACCGAGCAGCUGCAUUCAUGCCUUACAUCACCUAGUGCAAUGCAAAGCGUCUGACGCAGUGGUGUAAAGCACAUUGCCACUGGACUCUAG